Messenger RNA from Durusdinium trenchii, 3699 nucleotides. The record is from the annotation of a GenBank genome assembly. Lineage: Eukaryota; Dinophyceae; Suessiales; Symbiodiniaceae.
AUGACGGCAUGUGUCGCUCAUUUCAAGGAGCAGACGCGCGCUGGAGAAAGGCUUGGACAGCCACCACGAUGCACCACGAAAACGGGGCCGCAGGCCCUGUAUCCUACAGAGGUGGAUGUUCGAUUCCCACCGGGAGUUUGGAGCGAUUUUCCCAAAGGGACGCUUGGUGACGAGGUGAAAACGGCCUUGAGUUUUUGCUGGGACAAUAUUAGACCGGCGCUGCCCAAGGAGAUUGGGGUAGCAGCCUUAGUUGAUAUCUGUGAACUAGGAUGCAGGCAUUAUGUGGAGAAUUUCCCAUCAUUCCUCAAGCCGCCAAGUGAGUGGGGACCUGUGCGGAAGGCACGGGUGAUGGCCAAAGACGCUGACUGGUUUGCUGUGGCGCAGGGUUUGAUUGAAGCGGGGGUCUUUGGGGUUGUCCCUGAAUCUGAAGUUUUCCGGGUGAAUUCAAAGCUGCUGCUCAACGGCCUUUUUGGAGUUGAGAAAGGCGAGGAAGACCAGGGAAUUCCUAUCUACCGCUUGAUUAUGAAUCUGGGCCAGAAACUUUCCAAAUACGUUACCAUUGCCUACCACCUCAUGGAGGAGACCAUGGCCACACAGCGCCAGAUGCAGGUGGCAGCAGGCACAACCUCCGGUGAGAUGAAGGCAAAUCGGGGCGGACGCAUCCUGAGCAUUGGCCUCUUCGAUGGCAUUGGAAGUUUGCGUGUGGCGCUUGACUUGCUGGGCUGCGAUGUUGCGGGGCACAUCUCAGUGGAGAAGGACCCUGGGGCGCGACGCGUGGUCGAACACCAUUUCCCUGGCACGAUUCAUUACCCUGACAUCGUCGAGGUGAAGGAGAAAGACGUGAAAGCGUGGGCACUGGCUUUCGGACAGGACAUCAUUGACAUGGAGAAGCGCGAGCUCUGGCUUGUCGGGGAAACGCCCUGGGAGGAAUGUGUCCAGAAAGGUGGGCGGUGCGAACGAAAUUUCGCCAUGCCAAAGGUCGUCUUUGAGGGAACCACACAAGCUAGGAGAGCGAUUGAUCGGCAAAAAUUAGGCAGUUUGAAACAACUAACAGUGCAGCCUUCCACACGGGCAUGCGAUGACAAGGCCUUACAAAAGUUCCUUGGUUUUCUAAAAGCGGAAGGGUUGGAGUUGCCACGGAAGCGUGAACUUUUAGACACGCUAGUCAUGGAGUAUGUGGAACAUCUCUGGAUUUCGGGGGAGGGGCGUGGACUGGCCGCCGACACCCUGGCGUCACUACAAGACUAUGACGCAAAGUUGCGUGGACACCUUCCAGGUUCAUGGCGCUUAGUCAAGACAUGGGUAACGCAUGAGCUGCCCAACAGGGCGCCACCGGUGCCUGAGUUGGUCUUGCACAGCAUGGUAGGAUGGGCACUCUACCAUGGCCACUUCGCUUUUGGCACUAGCUUGCUCCUUUGCUUUUACGGAAUUUUAAGAACUGGAGAACUGCUAGAUGUGAACCGAAGCCGAAUUGAGAUUUCCCCGAAGCUCCGGACGGCAGUGGUUUCCCUGAAGCUAACAAAAGCCGGAAAGAGAGCCGGAGUGCAGGAGAGCAACGUGAAGUGGCGCAAGCCACACAAGCCACCGGUGAAGCCUUUCGACACCAAUAGGUGGAAGUUCAAGGGCAACGCCUGGAGGGGGAACAAGCCCUACUUUGGGAAGUAUGCCUUGCAGAUUCUAGAGGAGGCAUGGAUUAACCCCACGAACAUCGAGGCCUGCCGUCGGAUGAUGGUGCGAACCACGCGAAAGGAUGGCGGCAAGGUCUGGCUGCGCGUGUUCCCUCACUCCGCCAUUACCUGGCGUGGGAAGGAAACGCGCAUGGGUGGAGGGAAAGGUACGAUCCAGUACUGGGUCCAGGCAGUGCGCCCGGGCUUCAUCCUUUUCGAAUUGGAUGGCUGCACUGAGGCCACUGCCCAUCGUGCCUUCAACUACUGCAGCCGCUAUCUGCCCUUCAAGACGAAGAUGCUGGUAAAGGACACCCCUUCACGCUUCGAGCUGGGGCUCGCAGGUUCCGUGCCCAGCGCAGUCUGCCGCCGCAGCUCUGCUUGGCUCCGAAUCCGGGUGGCGUUGAUGUUCACGAUCUCGGCAUGUAGGAUUGUCUCGGUCAACGGUGUUGCAUUGCUUGGGCUCUUGGCAGACAUCAACUUGCGCUCAUUGAACUCAGACGAAGCCAUGGAGGUUCAGGCUGCCAACGUGUUGGGCCGUUCCCCUCCCCGAGGCCCCGCGGCGCGUGCGACCCCCGUGCCGGCCACUCGCUCGCCGCUGUCGCGCGGUGGGCUGACCGGUCCGAUGGGACCAGCGCCCCGCCCGGGCUCGAUGCUGGUGCGCAAUCGCGUGGCCAACAGUUGGGGAGCCCCGGUGAACACCGGUGAAAGUUCGCUCCGUGAGAUCCCCCUUUCCUGGUGCCCCAAAGUGCUCAAAAGUGGUGUCAGCUUCGUCAGGAGGACCAACUCCGACAGCCCAACGACCACCAGGCGCAACCCUUCCGGCACCACAGAAGGCGCUGCUGAGUACCGUGACUGCGGACACGGCCGGUCUACGAAGUACUUCUACGUGCAUCCAAAGACGGGACUGCAAGUGAUUGACACCUUUCUGGCCGACCCCAUGAAGUUCUUCACUCGCAUGUCUUGGACAGCCGAAGGCCGCAUGGGGGCCAACAAUGGAAAGCGCUCCCGCCGUGGUGAAGGACAAGGUGCAGUGCAGGGCUAUGUGCCUCAGAAUGGCCUUCUCUCCGUCCCGACCCCGAUCCGCAGCACCAGCGCGCCCAGCCUACCAGGCGAACCGCCCCUGGCGCCACCCGAACCACCGGGUCCACCGGCACACGGCGCAUGUGCUCCGUGUCCUCCGGGCUUGGGCGCUGCGAUGCCGGAGGGCCCAGGCGCGAAGCGGCGCGAAGCAGAUCGGAGUUCCGGUGCGCCUGAUGGCGACUGGAAGACCAUCGAUUUAGGCACCGGAGAGAGGGCGAGAGGAGAGGACUGCAGCGAGAGAGGGCGUGAGGACCUUCGGCAGUGGGCCCCCUCUUCUCCGAUGGUCCAGGCCUCGCGACAGGGCAUCAUGAACCACUUGCCGUGGCUGGCGGAGAAGCGCACCACGCUCUUGCAGCUUCUGGCGGAAUGGUCGCAGAGCCAAGGUUACUUCUUGGGACUUUGGGAGCAGAAGCGGAAGAACCUCACUGGGGCCAGGCAACUCUUCGAAGAAGGUGCCCGCUUUGGGGAGGGCAAGGCCAUGACCGAGCUGGGCGUGGCCUAUCGGGAUGGCUGGGGCGGAGCAAAGGACCUGGACCUGGCCACGCAGUGGUUCGAGCGCGCGGCGGAUUUCACCGUCGAGGCGAUGCACCAGAGCUAUUUGAUGUACUCCCAGGAGACUCCACAGCGCUUGGCCAAUGAGAGCUUGGCCCAGCUCUUCCUCGAGCGCGCGGCGCGGAUGGGCCACGAGGAAGCCAUGAAGAGGUGGGUCGAACCACUUGCACGUGCCAAGCGCUGGCAGGAGGUGGUGCCCUGGCUCCUGCGCAUGCAGAGCAAGGCCUCCUUGGUGCAGUUCGUGAAGCUGCAGAAGGCCUCGGUGCCCAUCGCGCCCUUCCACAUGUAUCGCGCCGAGCAGCUCCUCAGCGACCUAGCGCAGCAGGGCUUCGCGGACGCCGCGCAGCUGCUCGCGCGGCUGAAGACGAGCACCGCCCGGGAGGGCGGUGGGGAGCUGUGA